Molecule: messenger RNA, 1467 nt
Organism: Dalotia coriaria
Lineage: Eukaryota; Metazoa; Arthropoda; Insecta; Coleoptera; Staphylinidae
Exons: 5
Coding region: 74-1288 (404 amino acids)
Source: RefSeq, a predicted model, not a curated record
AUCACAUUUUGAUUCGUUCCAGACGCUUGUUGCUUAUUAGAAUGCUAUAAUUGAUUCGCUUGCGCAGAGUGAGAUGCAGGGUGGAAGGCCGUUCGCAUACAAUACAAGUAUUAAUAAUUUGAGUGGUGACGCAGGUGCUUCGAACGUAGAAGGAUUGCGCAAGUUAGCCCUUUCAUAUAAAAGCACCAUGAAGGGUAAACAAAGUCUGGAGAAAUACCACAACGCAACGAAACCAGCACAGAAAUCGGUGGAUCCAAGGUUUAGACGGGCGCGAGUAGCACCAACCUGCGAGAUUAUGACAAGAUCGGACACUAAGGUACCGUCACCAUUUCAUCCUAUGAGGCAUGUACCCAAAUCGGCCCCGACGGUUUCCUCCAUGCCCUCGUCACCAAAACAUAGUCCCCGAAAGAAGAACAAAUAUCUUCUUACAAAAAUGCGGUCCCAGAUCACAGCGGAUGCGUUUGGUGAUUUGGCGGCGGACUUGACGAAUAAAUUAAAGCAAGAAUCUUGUGGCACUGAUGAAAAUAUUAAGAAUAGGAAUAAACCUAGGCCGUUUCGACGAAUGCACAGUUUCAUAGAGAGAACCGAUACCAAAGAGCAAAGAAAUGAUGAUGCCUUUGAUGUGAUUUUACCAGUUGCAGUAGAAAAUAAGAAAAUAGUUGAGAAUUGCGAGGACCCAUCUGAGCCCCAACGUGUGAAGGACCCGAUAUAUACAACAGAAUGUGCAUCACAAAUACCUUCUGGUAAUGGCUCUCGAGUCUUGAACACAUAUAUUCCGCCGCCAAUAGAAAUAAAAACUCAAGACACGUUUUCAAAGAGUAUGGUAACGCUACCAUUGUCCACUAUAUCUACUGAAGAAAAAGGUUGUGUGUGCCGUAACUGCAGCCGUAUGUACAACAUCAAAAAUAAGGUCUCCUGGCAUUGUAAGGCAGCUUCAUUUGCUGGGACCGACAGCAUUUUCAAAGCUCUGGAAUAUUCACAACAUCAGGAAAAGCAUCAUGAUGAGAUAUGGAUCGUGUGGUGUUUAUACGUCUUGGGUUGCAUCUGCGGAUUGUUACUGGUAUCGAGUUUGGUGUGGGUAUUGUCCAACGAAAUUCUGUGGAACUGGGUUUAUCCACCAAAGGAACCGCCGCCACAAUCGCCAUCACUUUAUUCCUUCUUCUCGAACUGCGGAGCGACGAUCAUCUUUACGGUCAAUUUAUUUUUAAGCACUGUCUAUAAAAUUAUGGCACUGCCAAGGAGUUCAGUAUUUGGGGCUGCCGGCGAAGAAACUGAUCUACAUUGGUAGUAGAAAUGCAAGUAAUUAAAUAUAUAAAACCCUUAUCGUAAAAAAAAGAUUAAAAGGUGUCAUGGCGUCGAAGCAGUAUUUGAAAUUUUCAAAAUGGCGUCUUACAACAAUUAAAAGAAGUUGUAACUUUACUAAAGACAUUAAUCUCAAAUAAAACAGAUGAAUACUUGAAUUAAUAA